Desarmillaria tabescens is the source of this 744-nucleotide messenger RNA. RefSeq lists its product as uncharacterized. The transcript is spliced from 3 exons. Bases 39 to 635 code for a protein of 198 amino acids. Gene Ontology annotation, biological process: tetrahydrobiopterin biosynthetic process. Gene Ontology annotation, molecular function: 4-alpha-hydroxytetrahydrobiopterin dehydratase activity. NCBI's taxonomy places the organism in Eukaryota, Fungi, Basidiomycota, Agaricomycetes, Agaricales, Physalacriaceae. The record is from RefSeq and is a predicted model, not a curated record.
UAUAGAAAGAUACUCUCUCUGCUCCUUCCCUGAAAAAAAUGCUUUGGGCACCCUCCUCGUGGGAGCUCAUUCUUGGCUUUCGUCGCUCCUUACAUACAUCACUAGGAAAUGUAGAUCUUCCCCCGUCCCUACCAACAACAGCGCCAACGCACUGGCUCUCUGAAAAUGAACUUAAGCAAUACAUCCCUCCUCUGAUGCGCGUAGGUUGGUGCCUAAGAUGGUCUACCAAGCUCAAAUCCUGUCAACUCUCCUCGGAGUUUCCCAUUGCCGGAUACAAGACCGCUAUGCGGUUCAUGAAUGACAUAUCUACAAUUGCCGAUGAAGAGAAUCAUCAUCCUGAGCGGAUCGGUUUCGCUAGCAAACGUCUUAGCAUCUCCGUUCAGACGCACAGCGCGCUUUCACCGCCGAUUUGUCUUCCGGGGAAAGCUGAGAAUGAGCAUACACCGUAUAAAUAUCCUGGAAUCACCCUUCGUGAUGUGCGUUUCGCAAUGCUCGUUCAAAGACAAUACGCGGAGAAGUAUCAGCCAAAGCCUCGGAAACUGCGCGAUACUCCUGAAGUUCCCGGAGUUUUGACUGAUGGAUCACUUUUGAGGAGUAUCUUGGAGCGUGCGGGUAUUCCUUAUGCUACGGACUAAGCCAAGGCUCAGUGCUCAGGUCGCCGCUUGAGGCGACUCGACUUAUGGAGGGGUAUUUACUGUACUCUCCUACGGUAGAACUAAAGGAUAUCAGAUGAUAAUAAUAUAU